UAGACCUAAGGGCCACCAUGGACCUACAUAUGAGCAAAAUAAACAAUUUCUUAUUACUUAAAUAAACAUUUGUUUUUUAAUUAACAAGAUAAAAUCUUUUUUUAUUAUUUUAGAAGGUCCACAAAAAAGGGACUGUGAGAAGGGAAGAGAAAACUCUCUCUGUUGAGAAAACUCAGCAGGCAUGUCUCUGGGCUACGCAGAGAAGCUCUCUUACAUAGAAGAUGUUGGCAGCGUUGGGAUGACGGAGUAUUACGACCCGCCCCAUGUUCUCCAGGAGAAAGCUGACCGACUUGCAUUGAUGAUUAGAAAGAGUAAGCAUUUAGUGGUGUUUACUGGAGCAGGAAUAUCUACUUCAUGUGGUAUUCCCGACUUCCGUGGUCCCAAUGGUAUCUGGACACUUCAGAAAGAAGGAAAAGCUAUGCCAAAGGCAUCAUUGCCAUUUCACCGUGCAAUGCCUAGCUUGACUCAUAUGGCAUUGGUUGGAUUAGAGAAAGCUGGUAUUCUAAAGUUUAUUAUUAGUCAGAAUAUUGAUGGCAUUCAUCUCCGAUCUGGCAUUCCAAGGGAGAAACUUUCUGAGCUACAUGGAAAUUCAUUCAUGGAAAUUUGUCCGUGCGGAGUUGAGUAUAUGAGAGACUUUGAAGUAGAAACAAUUGGUUUGAAGGAGACAACACGAAAUUGUACAAAAGUGGGUUGUAGUGCAAGGCUUAGAGACACAGUUCUUGAUUGGGAGGAUGCCUUGCCUGAAAAAGAGAUAAAUCUAGCAGAAAAGCAUUGCAAAAUGGCCGAUCUUGUGCUAUGUUUAGUUUGCAGAUAACUCCUGCAUGUAAUUUGCCUCUUCGAUGCCUUCGGAAUGGAGGUAAAAUAGUAAUAGUAAAUCUUCAGGUACAUCUAUUCUUUUCUCUGCUACUUUCAGAAUAUCUUGAUUGCCACUGUAUCACAUCUUAAAUGUAGUACGUUAACCAAAAUUUUUGAUGACUACCCUAGGUACUUUAGAUUUUAUUUCAAGUCCCUGUAAUUUCAAACUUAGGUAGUUAAUACCUUUGCAUUAUAGGAGAAAUACAAAAUAGCUUGAGUUCUUUAAUCUUGUGUGUUUGUACAUAUAAAGUUAUAAACAAUUUUAGCCUUUGUUCAUGCUUGUAAUCUGAAAUUUUUUAAAUGGGCAAACACAAGAGACCCUGUGAAGCAGCCUUUUGCUGUAAAAGGUUGAAAUGUGCAUCAACUAUGUAAAAACAAAAUACAAUGUUCAAAAAUCAAAAUGCUCCCCUAUGAACUACUUCCUCUGUCCUAAAACCAUCUUCCCGGUUUGACUUUAGGCCAUUUUUAAGGGAUUAGUUAAUUUUGCUUUGACUUCCAAUUUUGCCCCUCUAGGCCUCCAUAAAAACAUUGAAAUAAAAACUAAGGCAUUUCAUUCCCUUCCGACUUCUGAUUACGACUCACUGGAGAUCUCUCUCGCUGGAAAAUUCCCAUUAAUACUGGGAAAGCUCAAACCUUUAACCCACAUGGAAAUAGGAUACAACUUAUAUGAAGGAGUUAUCCCGUGGCAAUUCGGUAAUUUGGUGGAGAUUCAAUGCCUGGACAUUUCUAGGGCAAAUCUCCCCAGACCCAUUUCAAGUGAGUUCAGAAAUAUAACAAAACUAGCUUCAAUCUUCAUGUCCGGUAACCUUCUUGAUGGAUCAAUCCCAUAUGAAGCGAGAUAAAAUCACCUCUCCCAAAAUCUUGGAUCUUUCUGUGAAUCUCCUCUCCAGCGAAAUCCAUAUGAAGGGUGUGAAGAAUAGAUCUAGGAUUUUAUG
Cuscuta campestris is the source of this 1790-nucleotide messenger RNA. NCBI's taxonomy places the organism in Eukaryota, Viridiplantae, Streptophyta, Magnoliopsida, Solanales, Convolvulaceae. The record is from the annotation of a GenBank genome assembly.